GGAACAAUAGGCGCAGCCGAGGUUUUAAAUAAUAGUUAUUAUGGAUAAAUAGGAAAUGAAACGAUCAAUUUGGCUUUCGAUUGAAUAGGAUUGAGUGACAAUGAUUUGCGCAGAUGAAAAAAAAAUGUGUAACAUUGUAAUGGCACGUACGAAAUUUACGCAAGACAGACCUUUGACUCCAAAUAAGUGCAUAAAAAAAUUCAAUGGUAUUAAACCGCAUGAUAUAAGAAUCAAUUCUGAUUGCUGAAAGUUUUUCCAUGUGUCAUUAAAGGUCCAGGCGUGUGAUUGUAGCUGAACUUUAAUUCUUGAAAUUAAUUUUGUUAUAUACCAAAAGUAAUGGAAUUUCUGUGUAUUUUGUCAAGAAAUAUACUCUUGAAAAAGAUCGUGGUUAGGUCUUUACUGACUUUGAACAACACAUUUGCCCUUCACUUGACCUUUAGAUGUGACCUUCAUCUUAUAUUUUGAUACAUUCUUGGACGUAGAAUGUUCUAUUAUU
Acanthoscelides obtectus is the source of this 496-nucleotide messenger RNA. Lineage: Eukaryota; Metazoa; Arthropoda; Insecta; Coleoptera; Chrysomelidae. The record is from the annotation of a GenBank genome assembly.